Seminavis robusta is the source of this 917-nucleotide messenger RNA. The record is from the annotation of a GenBank genome assembly. NCBI's taxonomy places the organism in Eukaryota, Bacillariophyta, Bacillariophyceae, Naviculales, Naviculaceae.
GCUGGUUUUCAACCAGCGUAUCGGCGUGUCUGCUACACUUUUUGCAGUUGAUGUUUGAUGGGCUUUUCUUUGUGAUGGGUGGGAUUGAGUGAUCAUUUUUUCUUCUGGAGCGAUAGUAGCUAAAGAAACUAAGAAACCAACACAACCACGACCAUGAUGUAUGCACUUGUCUUGACUGUUCUUGCCUUUUCUUCGGCUGGAGCGUUUGUUGUUCGACAGCCGAAUGUUAGGUCUUCCAAGCUUUUCCUCGAAGAUUGGGUGGCCAACAUGAUUGACGAGGAGCUCCACCGAUUGAGCCACCAUGAUGAGUUCGAGCAGAAAUGGAUGGAGAAGAAUCGCAAUCAUGUGCUCCACCAUGUUCCACAAGAAGUGCUUGGCCAAGAAGAUCAGAUGGAUAGGUUUCGUCAGGUGGCCAAAGACAAGAGGCUGGCUAAGGACGAUCCUCAAAAGUACUGUGCCGAUCGAUGCGUUGCCACUGGUAACUGUGAUGUCUAUGAGGAUAUCUUUGAGCUUGGCCCGGAAGAAGUCUUGGCCUUCUGCAAUGACUGUGUCUUGAGUGAGGAAAAAGAGGAAUGUGAUAUCCCAACGGCUUUUUAUGAGUUUGGGGACGAGGAAGAUCUGAAUGCCUUUCUGACUCCUUAACGACCUUUACUUCCUCUACCAGUACCAGGUACUGCACUCUUCACUCAUUGCACACAUCGCACUCAAGGAUAAUUUGGCUGUGGCUGAAGCAUAACAUUAUAAGAGAAAAAACACAGGGCUACAAUCAAUAUUAUCUGCGGCCAUCAAGGGCAGUAGCCGAAAGCAUUCCGUUCAAGAAUGCUAGCCAAUCCCACCAUCAAUAACCAUAACAUACUAAAGACAAACAAUCACAAAAAAGAGUUUGUUUAUAGCUCACUACAGCCCUAUCUUAUUAU